Molecule: messenger RNA, 1783 nt
Organism: Lutra lutra (Eurasian river otter)
Lineage: Eukaryota; Metazoa; Chordata; Mammalia; Carnivora; Mustelidae
Gene: C1H3orf62
Product: chromosome 1 C3orf62 homolog
Exons: 3
Coding region: 612-1496 (294 amino acids)
Source: RefSeq, a predicted model, not a curated record
CUACGUUGGCUUGAGAAUGGGAACGUUUCCCUUCUCGCCAACUUUGGUAAGAAAUGAAAUUACCCCCCCCCCCACCAGCGGUUUCUGGUUGGUCUUGUCCCCCCCACCCCCCGCAUCCGGCCGCGUCCCUCGCUGGGGGGUGGGGUGGGGGGGCCCUCGCUUCCGCUGCACCGAGUGGGUCUUAAAGAAGCGGUGGUCAGUCCGGGCAUUCUUGUCUGACCUUUAACCUUGGCGGGGGUGGGGGGAGCAGGGAACGCCAUUCUCGGGCACGCGACCGGCCAGUACGCGCGCGGCGACCGUUGGCCCAGGUGGCGGUGUGGCCGCACUGGCGGGUGAGGACACGCCUGCGGACCUUCCGCCGGAGGGCCGGCUGCGGGCUGCGGGCUGCUGGCGAGGGCGGAGAGGGGUUGCAGAGGCGGCUGGGGCGGGUGGCUGGAGCGGGCGGGCGGGCCCGGAGCCGGGGAAGGCGGGGCUGGGCGUCCCUGGGGCUCCAGUCCAACCGCUGACUCCUUUGGGAGAUCCGUGGGCCACACCCGCCACCUGGGCAGGAGGGCUCCCGGAGUGUGGGUUCCUCUGCCGUCUGGCCGGUGGCGUGGAUCAAGCUCCAGGAGAUGCGCCCUUUGGGGGUGGUUUGGAACUUCGUCUGUAACGUUAUUCUCGUGUUGCUCUUCCAAUGUGCAUUUCCAAUGUGUUACAUAAUAAAGACGUGGUCGCUUUUAGGGGAAAUGUCUGAAAAAUUGCGAAGAUGCAGAAUGGAGCUGACUGCGGCCAUUGACCGGGCCUUUGAAGGCGUCAGUCAUUCCCAGGAGUGCUCGGGCCGGCCAAGGCUGGAGCUGGACGCCGCGCCGCUCUCCUUCCCCCUCCCCGUGCACCGGCUCCUCUGCAGGAGGCACCCGCAGGCGGCCUGUUCCUCCUCCGCGGCUCCCUUCCUUCCAGUCCCGUGCGCUCCUGAGAACGAGAGCCCAGCCUUUGCGCCCAACCAUGCCCCAGUGAAUGCAAAGCCACAGGCUUCAAGCCCGAAAAGAAAACCUCUGACCAGUAAGGAAAACGUAUUGAUGCAUUCCUCCAUUUUGGCACCGGAAAGACAGUUCUGGAGAGCCGCGGGAGACGGGGAGAACUGGAGAAAAGACAGCCUAAGGAAAGAUACGGAGAAAGAUUUGAAGGUUGACUCAAACAUGCCACUCAGCAAUUCUAGCCAAGAGGUCACAAAAGAUCUGCUUGAUAUGAUCGACCAUACGAGCAUCCGAACUAUUGAAGAGUUGGCUGGGAAACUAGAAUUUGAAAACGAGCUGAACCGUGUGUGUGGCCGCUGCGGAGAUUCGCCCUUCAGGGAGGAGGCCUGGGCCUUGCUUGUGGACGAGAGCCCUCAGAAGGGCCCGGAGAGCGACCCCGGCAGCCUCAAGCAGGCUUUUGACGAUCACAAUAUCGUGGAGACUGUGCUAGACUUGGAGGAGGACUACAAUUUAAUGAGCUCUUUCAAAUACCAGGUUGAGUAAGGACAGCUGCCUGUUGCUUUGGUUCUUUCGAGGAGCAGGCUGCCGUUCAGGCAGCGGUCAGCGUCCUGGGGGCCUCUGCCGCGUGGCUGGCAGGAUCGGAGAAUGCCACACCCUUUAACUUGCACUUGUGUCCCUUUUUGAGCUGAAAGCCCAAUUUUUUUAUUCUGUAGUUUUGAAUUGUUUCUCACUGUUGAUUUUUUUUUUUCACUUUUCUUUACAUCUAAACUGUGUUUUUGAUUGGUAUUUAAUACACCCAGUACCCAAGGCAGGUGCUGGUUGUGGCCUCU